Molecule: messenger RNA, 1275 nt
Organism: Neoarthrinium moseri
Lineage: Eukaryota; Fungi; Ascomycota; Sordariomycetes; Amphisphaeriales; Apiosporaceae
Exons: 1
Coding region: 1-1275 (424 amino acids)
Molecular function (GO): catalytic activity; thiamine pyrophosphate binding
Source: RefSeq, a predicted model, not a curated record
AUGGCUCUACCUUUUGAUCCAAAUGAUUUCUUUACGCAGGUUCUGCAACCGAACAGUGUCGAAGCUGUUUUCGGUGUGCCAGACUCCAGCCUAAGCGGUUUACUCAGCUUUUUUGCAGCCACCAUGCCCGCCCCUCGACAUAUUGUCACGGCCAACGAGGGAGGCGCGGUUGCUCUUGCUAGCGGCUAUCACCUAGCUACGGGGAAACUGGCGCUCUGCUACCUCCAGAACUCUGGUUUAUCCAACGCCUUGAACCCUCUGCAGUCCUUGGCUUCAAACGCAGUGGCGGCCGUGCCCAUGCUACUCAUGAUUGGGUGGCGUGGGAAACCCGGUAUCAAGGAUGAGCCUCAGCACGCACUCAUCGGUCCCCAACUUCUCGAAAAUCUUGAUGCCAACAGGAUCCCCUACGAGCAUAUCCCUGAGACAUUGCAGGAAGCUCGGACUGUUGUGUCUCGUCUUUUUGCGAAGGCUUUGAGCGAAAAGAGGCCCGUCGCUCUUGUUGUACCUCCAGGCGCUUUCAAGCCUUUCAAGGGCCAUGAGCUGGAUCAAUCUGCUAAGCUCCUUGGCCGCCUCGAUAUAGGAUCUCAUUCUAUCGUAAGGAAUGAGCCAAGGACCUGGUUAUUCAAGUACCCGGACCAGCCGUUGCCACUCACUAGGGAAGCGGUGGUUCGAGGCGUUCUCGGCCGUAUCCAGAAGAAAGAUAUCCUUGUCUCAUCUCUCGGAGGGACUAGCCGCGAGGUAUACAUGGUCCUGAAAGAGCAGGAGAGGCCCAUAUCACGCGUGUUCUUCGUGCUGGGAGCCAUGGGUCAUGCUUACGGCGUCGCCUGCGGCGUCCGCCUGGGCUGCACCCAGUUGAAGGCGCCCAUGGUGUACUGCCUCGACGGCGACGGGUCAUUCCUGAUGCACGCGGGCAACAACGCCGUGCUCGCGGAUGUGGGCCCUCGGGGUAUGGUGCAUGUCGUCGUCCACAACGGGGUGCAUAGCUCCACCGGGGACCAGCCCCUGUCCAUCCGCCUUGACGCCUACCUCGAACUGGCCAAAGGGCUGGCUUACACCCAUAAGUUUUUUGUGGAUACAGCACAGGCCCUGGACAGGGCCCUAGACUUAGCUGCAGCUGCAGCAACGGCUACUCCCGCCCGAACGGCGGAAGCGGAGAACAAGGGGGUCGCAGUUCUCAUUCUUGUCCUGGUGGGACCUGGUCAAUCGGCCAACCUCCCGCGACCGACUGAGACUGCUGAGUGCUUGAAGGAUCUCUUCAUACAGAGCCUUGAGUAG